Molecule: messenger RNA, 4776 nt
Organism: Chlamydomonas reinhardtii
Lineage: Eukaryota; Viridiplantae; Chlorophyta; Chlorophyceae; Chlamydomonadales; Chlamydomonadaceae
Exons: 32
Coding region: 106-4335 (1409 amino acids)
Biological process (GO): intraciliary retrograde transport
Cellular component (GO): ciliary basal body; intraciliary transport particle A; axoneme
Molecular function (GO): protein binding
Source: RefSeq, a predicted model, not a curated record
GCAAAGGGAUCGUUGGUUAUACAUUGCAAGCCUUUCAUAGGAACUCUACUCAAGAAGCGCAAAUGUGUCAGUGACGUUCUGCCUUGACAAGAUAAGCACCGCAAGAUGGAAAUUUACUAUACUACCAAGAUAUCGGGGAGAGCUGGCGUGAUAGCUGGCUGGUCAAAGGCCCCCGGCUAUCCCUCGCUCCUCGCGGUUGCACUCAGUCCUAAUGCAGUCGGAAUCUAUAAUGAGGAGGGCCGCCCGCUGGACCCUAAUAACGAGGCAAACAUAAAAAACGUUCGUGGCACAGAGUGCGCGAAGAUAGCAUGGCACCCGCUUCUGCCCCUGCUAGCCAUCGGGUGGAAGGAUGGUGCCAUCUCGUUUUGGAACGCGGAGGAGCGGAAGCUGGAGGAGGACAGCAAAAUCCACCGAAACACUAUCAGCAGCAUGACGUGGACCGCCAGCGGCGACCGGCUCAUUACGGGCGAUGAAAACGGACGCAUCUCAAUGUGGAAGACGGACCGCCUCAUGCGGCCAAUCCACGUCGUUGCGUACGACGAGCCCGGCGCCGUGAUUCGGCACACGGUGGUGGGCCUGCCUGAGGAGAUGCCGGACACGAACAGCCAGGUGGUGGUGGCGUUCUAUGUGGCGGACGCGCAAGAGCGCGCUGUGGUCAAAUGGUGCAAUGACCAGGGCUACAGCGGCGUGGUGGUGGAGAUGUCGGAGGGCGUGCACACGCUGGUGCACUACCCCGAGCGCGACCAGCUGCUGGUGGUGGGCAGCAGCUGCACGCUCAACGUGCUCACGCGCGACGAGCAGCUGGGCACCUGGGUCACGGCCUCCAAGAUGAAGUUUGCCACCGGCACCGGGGAGGCGGCCACGGGGCUGCAGGUGGCAUGGGCGGGCAACCACACGCUGGCGAGCGCCAGUGAGAAGGACAACGUGGUGCGCAUGUACAACUUUGACACGGAGGACAAUUACGUGCUCAACCUGGAGCAGGAUAGCGGCCUGGUCAGCCGCGUGGUGUGCCUGGCCUACGACGACCGCUACAACCUGCUGGCGGUGGGCACCACUGACGGCCGCGUGAUGAUGUACAAGUUCAACCAGCCCAACCUCAACCUGGAGCCGGUUCUGGAUUUCGCCAAGUGCUGGGAAAUGCAGCCCGCCUUCUUCGUCGGCAACCGUGCCCUGGCGAUGGAGUGGGGACCCUUCCCGCGGCUGAUGGUGGUGGCGUGCAAUGACGCCAUCAACGUGUGCCGCAAGACCAUGCUAAGCUACAAGUUCCGCGACGGCGUGGCCAUCAUGCAGGUGGCGGUGGACCGUGUGGUGUUGGAGAACCUGGAGGUGGAGCCGCAGCGGCCGCCGGGGCGCCUGCAGCUGCAGGAUAUGCAACUGCUGGGCCUGGACCUGAGCAAGGGCCUGCUGCUGGUGUGGGACGGCGAGCGCGCCGAGGUGUACAAGGUGACCGAGACCAACGACAUCAUGCCCGCCUCCCAGUUCGAGACCACCAGCCGCUGCAUGGCCAUCAACAACGACUCCGUCUACCGCGCUGCCGAAAACAAAGUGGAGGUCGUUAACAUGGCGGGCACUGUGAAGCAGACGCUAAUGUUUGACGACAACCACGGCUCGCCCACCUCAAUGGACGUGGCCCGCGACUACCUGGCUGUCGUCACCAGCGCCAACAUCGUGCGCAUCCUCAAGGUGGCCGGCCGCGAGGCCAAGCCGCACGCCGGGCCGGCGCCGCUGUGCCCGCCCGAGCUCAAGGACUGGAAGGUGAUGGCCAUGCGCGCCAAUGGCAACGGUAACCUGGUGGCAGCGCUGGUGGUGGGGCCGGAGCCGGCACGCGCGGUGCGGCUGGUGGUGUGGUGCGGCGAGACCAACACGCACCACGUGCACGACUUCACGCCCGAGGGCCGCCAGCCUGUGCAGCUGAUGUUCGAUACCGUGGAGCCCAAGCUGCUGGUGGUGCAGUGCACGCCGGUGUUCACGGAGGCCAACGUGGACGAGCGGCCGCACGGCGACGCGGCGCACGUGGUGGACUGCGCCAUCAUCUUCGUGGACCCAGACAAGGGCAUCCUGCUGCAGGAGUACCAACCCAUCCACACGGGCGGCGCCACCGCCUGCAUCGGCUCAUGCGCGCCGCACUUGCUCACCAACAAGAAGAGCAUGGUGCAACCGGCCCCGGGGUCGGGCGCCUUCCAGCCCUUCACCAGCAACGUGUCCAAGGCCAUCAUGACCAGCUUCCAAGGCAUGCAGGACUCUGAUGACAAGACGCGUCGCGCGCUGCUGGACUUCUCGUUCAACCUGGCCACUGGCAACAUGGACGAGGCGUUCCGCAGCGUCAAGGCCAUCAAAAACCCGGCGGUGUGGGAGAACAUGGCGCACAUGUGCAUCCGCAACAAGCGCCUGGACGUGGCGGAGCACUGCCUGAGCAACAUGGAGCACGCGCGCGGCGCCCGGGCGCUGCGCGAGGCCAAAUCCAUCGAGGAGGCGGACGCGCGUGUGGCCACCGUGGCGGUGCACCUGGGCAUGAUUGAGGACGCCAAGAAGCUGUACAUCGCCUGCGAGCGGUAUGACCUGCUGAACCAGCUGUACCGGGCGUGCGGCCAGUGGGACAAGGCGCUGGAGGUGGCGGAGAAGAAUGACCGCAUCCAUCUCAAGUCCACACACUACGCCUACGGGCAGUUCAUGGAGCGGCAGGGGGACAUGGAGGGCGCUCGCAAGCACUACGAGGCUGCCGGGUGCGGGCUGGUGGAGGUGCCACGCAUGCUGUUCGAGGCGGAGAAGUUCACCGAGCUGCAGAACUACAUCCAGGCCAACGACAGCCGCGAGCUGAUCCUGUGGUGGGGCAAGUACCUGGAGAGCCUGGGCGAGUACGCCAAGGCACUGGACUGCUACCGCAAGGCCGGCGACUCGCUGUCCAUGGUCCGCAUCCACUGCUUCCAGCGCGACUGGAAGGCGGCGGAGGAUGAGGUGACCAACAGCGCGGACAACGCGGCCAGCUUCCACCUGGCACGCCAGUACGAGGCGUCCGGCCGCAUCCCCGAGGCCAUCCGCUACUACACACUGGCCAAGCGUUACAGCCACGGCGUGCGGCUGGCCAAGACGCACGAGCUGGACAGCGACCUCAUGAACCUGGCGCUCAAGUCCACACCCGCCGUCAUGAUCGACACCGCCGACUACCUGUUCGCCAAGGGCCAGCACGAGAAGGCCGCCACGCUGUACAUGAAGGGCGGCAAGCUGAGCAAGGCCGUGGAGAUGUGCUUCCAGGCGCAGCUGUUCGAUGUGCUGCAGCACAUCACGGACGACAUGACGCCCGAGAAGAGCGACCCCAACCUGUACAACAAGUGCGCCGAGUUCUUCAUGGGCUUCGGCCACAACGACAAGGCCGUCAAGAUGCUGAUUGCGGCGCAGCAGUACGGCCGCGCGCUGGAGCUGUGCGUGGAGCACGACGUGUCCAUCACCGAGGAGAUGGCGGACUCCAUGACGCCGGACAAGAACGCCGCAGUGAGCGCGGACGAGCGCAACAACGUCAUCUGCCGCAUUGCCAAGGUGGCCAAGCGCCAGGGCAACUUCCAGCUGGCGGCCAAGAAGUACACGCAGGCGGGCGACAAGGUGAAGGCCAUGAAGGCGCUGCUGCGUGGCGGCGACGCCGAGAAGAUCAUCUUCUUUGCGGGUGUGUCCCGCCAGAAGGACAUCUACCUCAUGGCCGCCAACUACCUGCAGACGCUCAACUGGCACUCCGACCCCGAGCUCAUGAAGCACAUCAUCAGCUUCUACACCAAGGCCGCGGCGUGGGAGAGCCUGGCUUCCUUCUACGAGGCGUGUGCGCAGAUUGAGGUGGACGAGUACCGGGACUACGAGAAGGCGCUGCAGGCCAUGCGCGAGGCGGCCAAGUACGUGGCCAAGUCCAAGAACGACGACCGCGACGCGCGCGUGGGCGUCAUCAACGACCGCAUCGCCGUGGCGGAGCAGUUCGUGGCGGCGCGGCAGCUGAUCGGCAGCAACCCGCAGGAGGCGCUGCGCGUGUGCGACGAGCUGCUGCGGGCCAUCCCGCCCAACAGCCAGGACCUGGAGGCGGGAAUCCGCAUCGGCGACGUGUACGCACUGAUGGUCGAGUACUGGUAUGAGGCGCGUAACCCCAAUGAGGCCUACAAGGCCAUUGAGGCCAUGCGGCGGCGCGGCAUCAUCCUGUCGCCCUACCUGGACACACGCAUGGUGGAGGACAUCUACCGCAGCCUGGGCGUGGCGUUGGACAUGGCGGAGGAGCGCCGCGGCCCCGCCAACCUGGGCCUGCGCGAGAGCGACGCCGGCGCGUUUGUGGAGGAGGAGGUGGCGGACGAGGAUGACUGAGCGGCUGGGUGCUUAGGCAGGCGGAAGCGGCGGGUGGAGGUGGAGGAGGAUGGGAGGAGGACGGAGGAGGUUGGGGGUGGGUGGAGAAGCCAUGCUCAUCAAGAGGGGGAGGGGAGGUGCAGACCUUGAUACAACGGGGGCCUGCGCAGCAGCGUACGUGUUCUACUGGUGAUGGACAGGAGCAUGGUGCAGCCAAGUUAUAGAGACCAAGUGGUUUACCGGUACGCAGGCUUGUUCGGUACGCCUGACUUGACAAGCAUGUACAUAACUCAACUGAAUAUUGUGAGGCAUGGGGGUGCGUGCGCGGACUAUGUUUGCGACGUUACACUACGAACUCGGCAUCGGCGAGCCCUGCUCCCCAAGGGGUAACCACAUACAGUGUAACGGCGGUUUGAACGGCGUCAGCUUGCGCGUCCUUCCGGCUUGUAAGCAGCAUUUGAA